AUGUCGCAGAAUUUCAAAACCAUCGAUCUCCAACCGCAGCCCGAGAAGCCAAUGGGUGCGCAUCUGCGCGAUGGCGACUCCAAGGAUAUCAUCUCCGAGCAGCCUAGCUCCCGCAAGAUGAGCAUGCAAGCCGAGCCGCAGGUGUCGAUGCGCGGUGGGGGUGUCAUUGGCGACUGGUACGUGGCACGGCAUUCCCAACUCUCAAUAUCAGAUGUCGGAGAGCGCGCUGCCUCCUCCCCUACUCCUUCCCCAGCCAGUCAUGCAGCGGAGUUGCGAUUCCAGUCCUCAAUUGCCCCGCAUCUCCGCCCCGGCUGA
Messenger RNA from Letharia lupina, 315 nucleotides. RefSeq lists its product as uncharacterized. The coding region runs from base 1 to 315 and encodes 104 amino acids. The record is from RefSeq and is a predicted model, not a curated record. The transcript has 2 exons. Lineage: Eukaryota; Fungi; Ascomycota; Lecanoromycetes; Lecanorales; Parmeliaceae.